GAUACCGUCAUGUAGGCCUCGUAGCCCACAGUGUUUAURCUUUAGACACGCCCACUCUUGUGACACGCUCACUUUGAUUCCGCAGACAAUCCCUUCUCGCAGCAACAGCGGCAGGCUCCCAUAAUGCACUCCCCGACCGUCAGCGGGAAACCAAAAUGGCGAACUUGCUGCGGCUAGCAGGAGCCGUUUGUUAUUUUUCCUGAAAAGGCACGAGCCCCGUGGCCUCGGUGGAAACGCGUCUGAGCUAAACUGACCCAGGAGAGGAGCGGAGAAAAGCAGCGUCGCUCCUGUAAUCCGGCUGUUUGCUGGUUUGUAAAGGCGGAGGCGAGCCAAUGAGAGACUCGGGGGUUGUGGAUCAUCCAUCCCUCCAUCACAGAGCUCACCCUGAGCAGCACACAGUGUCCCUGUCACCCAGCAGGCACGCURCCAGGGUUGAGUAUGGAGAAGACGACAUGAUGGCCAGGUUUACAGAGGGACAGGACGUGUUGGCCAGGUGGUCAGAUGGCCUCUUCUACCUGGGAACGAUCACAAAGAUAGAUGAUGAAAAGCAACGAUGCUUCAUUGUUUUUGAAGAUCGAUCAAAGUCAUGGGUUCUUUGGAAAGAUAUUCAAACUGGUGAUGAAGAUGAUCAGGAUGAUGAAGACGAUGACAUCGUUUGCUCCAUCUGCCAGGACGAGUCGUCAGAAGAACCCAACGAGAUCGUCAUUUGUGACAAAUGUGGACAAGGUUACCAUCAGAUGUGUCACUCCCCCAUCAUCGACGCUGCCGUCAUCGACUCUGAUGACAAAUGGCUGUGCUCACAGUGUGACCUCAUGUCUCUAUCAAAGAGGAGUUCACACCGGAAAGGAUCAUCUGCUAAAAGCUUUUUGCAGCAUGAACAGCAGCAGCAGCAGCAGCCUGUGGAGCUGCAUCUGUCCUUCCCAUAUGUCCUGGAGGAGCUGAUCUGGGAGCAGGGUCAUCAGACCAACAUACAGCAGUGYUACUGCUACUGUGGUGGUCCUGGAGAAUGGUUCCUGAAGAUGCUGCAGUGUCACAGAUGUCAGCAGUGGUUCCAUGAAGACUGUCUCCAUUGCCUGCAGAUGCCCAUGCUCUAUGGAGAUAGGUUUUAUAUCUUCAUCUGUUCAGUGUGCAACGGUGGMCCAGAGUACCUGACCCGGCUGCCUCUCACCUGGAAGGAUGUUGUUCAUCUGAGUUUGUACAACUUGAGUGUAAUCCACAAGAAGAAGUACUUUGACUUUGACAUGGAGUUGAUGUCUUACAUCAUUGAAAACUGGUCACUGAUGCAGCUUGGUGAGCUCGCCAAAACUCCAAGAUCUGAGCGGUUUGAUCAUAUUCUGGAGACCUUAACCAACAAUAGCUGCACAUUCAUGUCUGGAAAGGAGGUAAAGAAAAAAAAGCACUUGUAYGGCCUCAGGAUUCGAUUCCCCCCCUCUCCCCCCAACUGUGAUGAGCCAAUUUACAGAGUGAUGAAAACGUCACAUGAGAUCACCAUUAAAGGAUGCAAAUCCAACAAAACUAUGUCUGCAAUCAAAAGUCCCACCGCUCUAACCAAUGGCACCGAGAAGAAGAAGAAAAAGAAGAAAAAGAAAAAGAGGAAGCAAGAGGCGCGUUCUCUGGAGACCCUGGCUAAACCACAACGGUCUACUGAGCUCCUGUCUCUGGAAACCAGAAAACCUCUCCCAGUGGAGUCUCAUGCAUUGGAUCAUUUCACUUCUGUCAACCUCUACAGUUCCAGCAGGACACAGCCGUCAUCCUGUCACAUGCCUCUGACUUCUCCGCCGUUGAAACGAAAACGUGGGCGACCGCGGCGGACCCCGCUGGCCCCCGAGAUCCCCCCUCCUCCCAGCCAGGCCGAGCCCGACCCGUCGGCCACAGAGAUGCUCACCCUCACGGGGCUUCACUCCACAGACAUAGUUCACGGCAUGGACCCCAACAGCCAGCUCUCACACCUCAAGAACUCUAUCAGCAGCUACUUCGGAGUAGCAGGCCGUCUGGCUUGUGGGGAGAAGUACAAGGUCCUGGCCCGACGGGUCACGCUCGACGGCAAGGUGCAGUAUUUGGUGGAGUGGGAGGGAGUUACUGCCUCGUAGGCUCGUUGGUGUCACGGUUCACAUGUCAGACCUGAGUGGAGCUCAGAGGCUGGAGGUCUGCCGUUCCUUCAGAGCAUUAACUGGUUGUGUGUCUGUUUUAGUUCAGACAAGAACGGCUUCUGUCCACCUAACCAAGAUUUAAAAUCUUAUAUCAGCCAAAAUGUCUUUUUGAUUUUGUUUUGUGACUGAUUUACUAAACAGGAACUG
Austrofundulus limnaeus is the source of this 2297-nucleotide messenger RNA. It is a transcript of the gene mtf2, whose product is annotated as metal response element binding transcription factor 2. Gene Ontology annotation, biological process: negative regulation of gene expression, epigenetic. Gene Ontology annotation, cellular component: nucleus. The record is from RefSeq and is a predicted model, not a curated record. Gene Ontology annotation, molecular function: DNA binding; chromatin binding. NCBI's taxonomy places the organism in Eukaryota, Metazoa, Chordata, Actinopteri, Cyprinodontiformes, Rivulidae.